UAGUGCUCGUAGUGAGUUAGCUAGUCAUUUGUUUAUAAUUCAUCUAUUUUGAAAAUAAAAACAUGUCUCACGCAACCCCGGCAGACAAGCCUUCAAACCCCGAGAACCCCCGUGUCUUCCUUGACGUUGACAUCGGAGGAGAAAGAGUGGGCAGAAUAGUUCUGGAACUGUUUGCUGAUAUUACCCCCAAAACUGCUGAAAACUUCCGGGCGCUCUGCACUGGAGAGAAACAAAUUGGCAAAUGCACAGGGAAACCACUGCAUUUCAAAGGAUGCCCAUUCCACAGAAUUAUCAAGAAGUUCAUGAUUCAGGGGGGGGACUUCUCCAACCACAAUGGCACCGGAGGUGAGAGCAUCUACGGGGAGAAGUUUGCAGAUGAAAACUUCCAUUACAAGCAUGACAAAGUGGGUCUGCUCAGCAUGGCCAAUGCCGGACCCAACACCAACGGUUCCCAGUUCUUCAUCACCACGGUUCCCACACCACACCUAGACGGCAAGCACGUGGUUUUCGGCCAGAUUCUGAAAGGGAUCGGUGUGAUGAAAAUGUUGGAGGCCAUAGAUACAAAGGAUGAUGCCCCCGUGAAGCCAUGUGUCAUUGCCGACUGUGGCGAGCACAAAGACGGAGACGAGUGGGGUGCGACACCACAGGACGGGUCCGGAGACACUCACCCAGACUUUCCCGAGGACUCGGAUAUCAACUUCAGAGACGUUGACCAAGUGCUGUCUGUCGCCGAGGACAUGAAAAGCAUCGGAAACAACUUCUUUAAGAGUCAGGACUGGCAAAAUGCAAUCAAGAAGUACUCUAAAGCCCUGAGGUACUUGGCGGUGAGCGGGGAGCAGCUGGAGGAGGAGGAGAUCCAGAAGAAGAUGGAGUCAACAGCCCUCAGUUGUAUCCUAAACACAGCUGCAUGUAAACUGAAGCUGCAGCUCUGGCAAGAGGCCCUCGACAGCUGCACCGAGGCUCUGGAGUUGGACCAGUCCAAUACUAAGGCACUUUUCCGGAGGGCUCAGGCAUGGCAAGGGUUAAAGGACUAUGACAAAGCAAUGACUGAUCUGAAGAAAGCUCAGGAAGGAGCACCAGCGGAUAAAGCUAUCAGCAACGAGAUCAAGAAAGUCCAGCUCAAAGUCAAGGAGCAGAAGGAGAAAGAGAAGAAAAUCUAUGCCAAAAUGUUUGCAUAAACAUUUAUGCUGACCAAAGGAAGAAGGCCGUGCUACCAGUCACGUCAGACAGGGAGCGCUGUGCAGCAAUGCGGUCACAUGUUCAGUGGCAGGAUCCUAACCCUUCCAUGACAGCAGCGUGUCUAUGUUCCCUCAGCCGUAUUUCCUUCAACUUACCUAACCUAGCUUAACCCAAAACUUACCUUACCCUAACCCAAAGCUUACCAAUGUGCCUGCACAUUGUUUUUAAUGACAAUAAAAUUGAAUUGAACUUAACCCUAACCCUACGCUUACCUUAUGCUUACCAAUGUGCCUGCACAUUGUUUUUAAUGACAAUAAAAUUGAAUUGAACUUAACCCUAACCCUA
Messenger RNA from Lampris incognitus (smalleye Pacific opah), 1524 nucleotides. It is a transcript of the gene ppid, whose product is annotated as peptidylprolyl isomerase D. The record is from RefSeq and is a predicted model, not a curated record. The coding region runs from base 63 to 1178 and encodes 371 amino acids. Lineage: Eukaryota; Metazoa; Chordata; Actinopteri; Lampriformes; Lampridae. Gene Ontology annotation, biological process: protein folding; protein peptidyl-prolyl isomerization. Gene Ontology annotation, molecular function: protein binding; peptidyl-prolyl cis-trans isomerase activity. The transcript is spliced from 10 exons.